Messenger RNA from Saccostrea echinata, 7875 nucleotides. RefSeq lists its product as uncharacterized. Lineage: Eukaryota; Metazoa; Mollusca; Bivalvia; Ostreida; Ostreidae. Bases 24 to 7841 code for a protein of 2605 amino acids. The record is from RefSeq and is a predicted model, not a curated record. Gene Ontology annotation, cellular component: cell surface; extracellular region. The transcript is spliced from 37 exons. Gene Ontology annotation, biological process: anatomical structure development. Gene Ontology annotation, molecular function: signaling receptor binding.
UUUUCGGAGGUAGAUAGAGCAGAAUGUCGCCCUCGUUUUUCGCUGUGCUGCUGUUAACUUUGGUCCUACAUGGAACUUCUGCUUCUCUACCGGACAGUGUAUGUAAAUCUUCUCUGUGGAGUGGUAUAACGGAGUCCAUGAUUAAAACGUCCAAUCCCUCAACAAGAAGACUUACCAAUGCCAGAAUUGAUUGUUGUAAUAGUAAAAGAGAAAAAGGAGGAUGGUGUGGUAAUUCACACACCACAGAUAACUGGAUUGAGGUGGACUUUGGUCGAGCUGUAGGAAUACGUGGUCUUGUUAUUCAAAAACCAGAAGAUGCCCACGAGGGUUAUGUAAUGUCUGUAUCGUUACAGUUUAUGUUGAAGGGAUCAACAUCUUUUCAGUAUGUUUCAUCUGAUUCAACUCACCCUCAGCCUAUAGAUGCUCUCAGAGACGACACAGUUUCUACAAACAUUACAAUAAAUCCUGGACUCGUUGUUACCAAAUUUAGAAUCAACAUCCUCGCUUUCCAAAAAAGUCCAUGUUUAAGAUUUGACCCGUUAGGAUGCACCAAUUAUGAGGCCCUGUGUCCCAACCCCUGUCUGAAUGGAGGUCAGUGUAUCGCUGAAAAUCAAUGUGCAUGCCUUAAUAACUACAACGGAGCAAGAUGCGAAAAUCUGAUUUCAAACCCUGUGUGUGAAACUGCCCUUGGGUUGGCAAGCGGGGCCAUCACAGAUGAUAUGAUUUCUGUGUCAUCGGCAGCGGCAGGGAAACCAAAAGAUAAGGUCCGAUACAACUGUUGCUCAGGAGAAGACAACGGAGCCUGGUGUCCAGCGCCCAGUGAUCAUAAUCCUUGGCUUGAGGUCAGACUUGCUAAACCUAUGGCCGUGUCUGGUCUACAUUUUCUUCACCCCAGUCAAAAAGAUUCGAGCACGUAUCCUAGUAUUUACAUGGAGACAUUUGAACUGAAAUUCAUCUCUGCGAUGGACCCCAUUAGAGAGUGGCGUAGCUUUCAUGAGCACAUUCCAUCAAUUUACAACUCUACUUUAUACUACAAUAUCGGAUUGAAUCCAUACAUCGUCACAGAUGCUAUUAGAAUUUAUCCUGAAACUUACCAUAGUGCGGCUUGUUUUAGAAUGGAAGUCGUAGGGUGCGAUCCAGCAGGUCUUUGUAGUAAAGAUUUCUGUAAGAACGGAGGAACAUGUAUUGGUGUUAAUGUUUGCAAAUGUCCUCAUGGUUUCUAUGGGGACAGCUGUGAUAAACAGACUUCAAAUAUGGUACACCUUAACUUGGGAUUUACACAAAUCAUACAACAUGUUAUUCACACAAACUUGCACAUUACUUUAAACAUUCAUGGAACUGCAACCCUUGUGAACAGUGACAACGGAAAGGCAAUAAGCCUGACAGGAAACAGUUAUAUCACAGUCAACAACACUGGAUUCAACGCCUGUCUUAAGGACAUUGACACAUGUUCUUCUGGUUUCACGCUUACAAUUAAUGUGAAUCUUCAUCAACUCACUGAUAACACGUACAUUGUAUCCAGUGGUGGAGACUUACAGAAUCACAAAGGAAUAGCUCUUUUCUAUAAAGACCAUACGCUACAUUUUGUCGUUACGACAUCAUCCAAACAGUGGGUCGUAACAAUCCCGAAUACACUGAGCUUGAAUGUAUGGCAUAAAAUUGAGCUCUCCUGGAGCAAGACAUCCGGGUCUUUACUUGUCAUUGAUAAUAAUCUAGCUGGUUCUGUAAGCCAACCACAGCCAAUUGUAGCUCACCAGGUCAAGCCACUUACAAUAGGACACGGCUACCACCAUCAAGUGUCCAUUUCUAUGACCGUCAGUGGUGUGCAAACGUUUGAUUCCCAUAGGGAAAAUCUUAUGAUUAAUGGAUUGGUUACUACUCCUAGACCAACCACGACACAGCAGGCAACAUCUACCACGUCUACUACAACAGAAACAACCACCCUGCAAACAACGACAACACAAGUUGCUGCAACUACGGCUGGCUCAACAAGCAAAGCUACGACUCCUUCCUGCGAUCAACAGACGUUGGAUUUUAGUUUUAAUAAAAUUGAAGGAAACGUCUUGAUUACGCCUUCGUAUAAUUUUACUGUGUAUGGCAAACCACAUUUAACGCCUGAGCAAAAUGGAAAAGCUAUUCUGGAACUCCACAAAGAUGGUCAGUAUGUUGAACUGCCUAAUUACGGACUAGAAUGUAUCCAAGAUAUGACAAAAUGUGAUCAUGGGUUUACUCUGAGUGCAGAGAUCAAACUUAAGGACAUGAAUACCACAGACAAACGAUACAUAUUCUCUAGCGGAGGUGAUCAAGUAGGAGCCAGCGGUCUGGCUUUAUACCUCUGGCACGGUGACCUGUAUUGCUCUACAAAGAAAGAUAACUUUAUAUGGACUGCAAAGCAGAAACUGGAUGUCAAAGCUGGAGAAUGGCACAUUUAUCAAGUUUCUUGGAACAAAAAAGACGGCUUUAUAGUUUAUUUGGAUGGAAAAGUAUUCAUGUCUCAUUCAAUUGAAUUACCAAACCCUGAUCAGCCUACUGUAUACCCACUGUAUAUAGCAAAUGCGCCAAACAGCACGUAUUCCUCCACACAGAUGGAUGUUAGGAAUCUGUACACGUGGUCUGCAUCACGUGACUCUCUGAUCGGACAAGGAUGUAUUACAGAAUACAGCACUGUUCCUCAGACAUCAAGCACAUCGUCAACCAAAGUUUCCAUUACAAGUCAUAUAACAAUAUCAACAACUCCACCAACAACACAAACACCAGUACAAUCAACAACAAGUGAUAAAAGUUCAAACCCAGAGAUUACUCUAAGCUACAAUUUUCUUAAUAUUAAUGGAAAUAUGCUACAAACACCAGCCCAAAAUUUUACAGUUCAUGGACAUCCUUUGAUUGUGCAAAACGGCAAUGAGCUAGCGCUAGUUUUGAACAAAACGGGGCAAUAUAUCGAGUUUCAGAGCUCGAGCACGAACGCUUGCAUAUGCAACAUCUCGAAAUGUUCUUCAGGAUUCAAAUUUGACAUAAAAGUUCAAUUCAUUGAGAUAACGACUAACAAAUUGUACGUACUGUCUAGUUUACAAACUGGGCAUUCUGGUAUCGAAAUGUAUUAUUUCAAUGGAACUUUUCACGUUACGGUUGUGUCUAACGACCAUCGGUGGAAUUUAGCAGUGCCAUUUGAUAUUAAGAUUAAUAUUUGGCAUUUAUAUCGCAUUGAAUGGAGUCCAGUCUUUGGACUCGCUCUGUAUGUGGACAGUUGUCAGAUUGGGAAAACCAUUUCUUCCAUACAAGCCAAUGUUAUUCUACAGUCACACUCUUUAGUGAUUGGAACGUCUCCGAAGAUAAAUUUUUCCUACUCAUCCCAUAUGUUGAUAACUGGAAUGAAAGAAAUAAUUAAAGCCAAAAAUGAUUCCAGUGCGCUUGCUUACCAAAAACUGGAGCUGAAUUACAACUUCAUUAGUAUAGAUGCCAAUCACUUGUAUACUCCAGCGCAUAAUUUCACAGUCCAUGGACACCCUUUACUUGUAGAAAGCGCGAACAAUAAAACGGUCAUAGUUUUGAAUAAAACAGGACAGUUUAUUGAAUUCUCUAAACAUGCGAACUCCCAAAGCUGCUUAAAUAAUAUUCUGCAUUGUAUAGCAGGAUUUUCGUUUUCAUUUGAACUCAAGUUUUUAACAGAUCCAUCUCAUACAGCAAAAACAUACAUAUUUUCAAGCGCAGGACCGCUUCGUCCUGGAAUAGAAUUGUACCAUUUCAAUCACACUUUUUAUCUCAGUGUACUCACCACGAAGAUUUGGACAUUGCAAUUCCCGUUUGCUUUUAACGAGCACAAGUGGCAUGCGUAUAAGAUUGUUUGGAGCGAAAUUAACGGACUUGUUUUACAUAUCGAUGGAAUGCAUGUAGAGUCCAAGACUCCAUCAACAAAUGUUUCAGUGACUCUGCAGUCACAAAAUCUUGUAAUUGGUUCUCCACAUAAUAUUGAAGCAAAUUACAACCCAAAUAUAAUGAUCUCUGGAAUGACGGAAAUUGUGUACUAUGUUGAAACAAGUACUGUAAAGCCAACCAUAGAAACAAUACCACAGUACCACUUCGACUUAACUGCAGUAUCGACUAAUGUAACAACACUGACAUCUAAUAAUGUCAAUAUGCAUGUGGUUGGAACACCAUCUAUUGAUACAUCGAAAAAUUCAGCUUGUUCUCUGCAAAUAUCAAACUCAAGUCAAUAUCUGGAUCUUGGAGAACAUAGAAAUUUAUGUUUUGGAAACAUUGGACUUUGUUUGCAAGGAUUAACAAUCCAGAUUAUCGUAAAAUUCCAACAAUUGGACGAGGGAACAAUCGUAUUAUCUAGUGGCGGUAGCAAUCUAUUAGGAACAGGAAUGGAAAUGAUCUAUCAGUUUGGGCGUCUACAUUUUGCGGUGUCUAGUAAAACUCAUUCUUGGUUUGCCAGUGUUGGGCGUGAUAAACUGUCUUUAAACGUAUAUUUGAAAAUAAUUUUUUCUUGGUCUCAAAAGAACGGUAUUAAAGUGGUUAUUGACAACCACGUUGUGGCUGUUUCAAUGACAUCUAUUCCUCACCCCACUAUAAGCACCAGUAACGAGCACCUGUACAUAGGUAACACUCCAUCAUCGACCACCACCAACGUCAACCUGUGUAUCAAGUCUCUUAUCAUAUACCAUGCCUGGAUUGGAGAUUGCGUAGCCGGUGGAAUUAUACCUCCUCCAAUUGAAAUGACUACUCCAUCUCCCGUACAGACCACACCAGCGGUUCACCACACGACUGAUUACUGUCCUUCUGGUCAAUAUGUCUGUAAAGACUUAAGCACCCUAAAGCAAACAACAACAAAACGAACGACAGCUCGUCCUGCAACCACUACUAAACCAGCAACCACAGCUCGACCAACAACUACAGGUCAACCGACAACUACAGCUCAGCCGACAACUACAAGUAAACCAACAACGACACCUCGACCGACAACGACUGCCAGACCGACAACGACAACGACUGCCAGACCGACAACGACUGCCAGACCGACGACACCCACAACGACACCGGAACCCACAACAACAAAACCGAGGCCCACUGUCCCUUCGUACACUAAUAAGCCUAGCCUUCAGCCAUCAGUUGAUGGCAGAUGCACAGCUUACUUGACUUGCUCAUUCCAGGCAGCUAUUCAGAAUAAUGUCGAGUUCAUCGUUUGUUUAAAUAUUGGCAACAGAAAAUGUGUUCUGAGACACAUUGUUCCUGGUAGAACAACCGAGUACAAAUUUUCUGCGGCCGAAAUUAACGAAAACUUGUACAAGCAAAGGGUAACUUGUUCCAUACAAGCCAAAUUCAAGGAUCAAGUAGCUUUAACCCCAGUUUCUAUCAGUAAUGUUUUCGAGCCUAACAUUCAGAUAACUUCAGGCAACCAUUUACAAAUAACGGAAGGAACACUCUUCCCUAUUCCACACAUACUCGUCCAAGUAACAGCGCCACCACAGUUCUUUUGCUGCAAGGGCUGUAGAGGGCGAUGUGAGUUCAAAGUUACCGCUAAAUUAGAAUUCCGUUACAUCAUCAAGUCCUGUCCUGGUGGGAGGUCAGUCGUUCCUCAAGCUCUGAUUGGCUGGGCUGGGGAAAAGCAGUCGAGCAAGCCUGAAACAUGUGGCGUUGUAGUUAACUGCCAUAACUGGGAAAAUCCAAUAAGCUUACCAGUUUACGCAACAGUAGAUGGGUCGUAUGACCGUGACAAGACUGUUAACUAUAAUGUUCAUGCCAACAUAUUGAAUGUACAGUCAGGGUCCGUAACAACUACACCACAUACACUGAACAUUGGAAAAGUAUCCGUCACUGCUAAGGAUAAUGACCAUAAAUCCGUCUGUAGUUCUGUAAAUGACCCUCACAUUACUACAUUUGAUGGCAGGCGAUAUAAUAAUUUCCUCACUGGCGAAUUCGUUUUGUAUCAACACAAAUCACUUCCAUUUGAGGUGCAUGCUAGUUACGCAAAGUGCAGUUCUUCAUCACGAGCAACAUGCAAUUGUGCAGUCGCCAUCAAAUCAGGCGAUGACGUCAUUACCUUCACUGGUUGUAAUGGAGGUAGCACAUCUGGUGGUCACAGUAUCUUCGAUCUUCUCUUCCAUCGCCAUCACGAUCACCAUCAUCAUAGUUCUAGUCACUCGGCCCCAAUAAGUGUAAAACUGUAUAAGAACGGUCAACUCACCCCGGGAACUUACAUCCGAAGAUACGGCUGUGGUCAGAAAUAUGAGGUUCUGCUCCCGACUGGCACCAUCAUUACCAUACAGACAAGUUCUAGAAACUUUAUUAACAUCUGGAUUAAACCAUCAAGUGUAGAUCGCAACAAAGUUACAGGUUUGUGUGGCAAUUAUGAUGGUAACUCUGGUAACGACGUACCUGGAAGAGAUAGAUAUCCCAACACAUUCUGUAAUAGUCACAGACCUGCAGAAAGAAUUUUUACUGGUGUUAGACCGGGCACCUUGCCCGGAAUAACAACAUGGUGUAGUUGUGUAGAUAAUAGAACCCCCUAUUGCUCUCCAGGAUAUGGUAUUUUUAUUUGCGAGAGAAACAGAUAUGACAUCACAUCAACAAUUGUGAAUCAGGCCUUGGUUGCUCGUCCCUCUUCUCAUCGAGGACGGCGACAAGCAGGAAAUGAACAAGUGAUGCCAGACUUUGAGGAGGACGAUACAUACACCUGGGACAGUGCAAGGAAUUACUGCGAAGAGUAUAUUGCAAACAGUACCGCCUCCAAAAGUUGCAUGUCCGUAUUGAACUCCUCAAACUACACCAGCCAAGUGGAUAGUUGUGCUGAAGAUUUAAAGCUUACAGGCGAUCCUGAGUGGGCGAAAGACCAUAUAAGCGACAUAGUUACCAACUGUUUAGCUGAGGUAAACAAGCAGCAACCGGCGGAGAACGAAACAACUGAACCUACAUUUAACACAACAGAUAUCACAAAUAAUCUCUGUCAGCUAGACUGUGGAAAGAACGGUCACUGCUCAGAGGGAGUUUGUGUUUGUGAUGAGGGAUAUUCUGGUAUCCAGUGUGAUAUUCACAAAUCCACAAUACCUUUUGUCAUGGAGACUCUGUUUAACGGUACCAGUUGUGAUACUUGUGGUUGUAAUACACAGGAAGUAGAAGACUGCAGUACAGCCACUGUAUAUGGAGCUAAUUUCGUGGACUCAUCGACAUUGACCUGUCAUUACAAAUACGUCAAGAUAGAAGCUGAUGUUGUAACAACUACAGCAAUGAGAACCGUUUCUGGUGAUUUUAUAAAUAUGAAUCAGAUCUCGUGCAAUCUCCCAGAAUCUCGUGGAGGUGCUCUCAUUCAGGUCAGCAACGAUGGUCAAACUUUGAGUGAGAACCAAUACCUUCAUUUAGUGUAUGAUUCCAGGUGCUUUGAUUGUUCAAUCGCAGACGAUAUCAUGAAAUCCAGUUGUAAACUGAGAGAGAACACAUGUCUUAUUAACGGCGAAUGCCACGCCUUGCUGGAAGAGAAACAAACUGACCAUUGUAAACUCUGUGACCCGUCUGUUAGCACAUCAUCAUGGACAAACAGUGAUACUGAGAAAUGCAGACAGGAAUUCGCGGCUAUUCAGGUAUCUAAAUCAAAGUCUGAAGACGGCUACAGUAGUGAGUUGGUCACCAUUCUGGCAGCAACUUGUGGUGUCAUUGGAUUCCUCUUCCUGUUGACCCUAUUCUACAUAUGUAAACAAAAAGAGAGACUGCAAAGGCGAAAAGAAGGAGGUCUUUACAAUGUGUACAGAGAAUCUACACCACAUGAUAUUUCACAAACCUCAAUGAUGAAGGAGAGAGAGAUUGAAGUGCACAACCCAGCGUAUGAAGAAGACAAAAGCAAACUGUGAUUGGUGGAAGGAACAGAAAAAUCUCAUAUUUAAA